Chrysoperla carnea is the source of this 2758-nucleotide messenger RNA. It is a transcript of the gene Cul3, whose product is annotated as cullin-3. The coding region runs from base 256 to 2619 and encodes 787 amino acids. The record is from RefSeq and is a predicted model, not a curated record. The transcript is spliced from 10 exons. NCBI's taxonomy places the organism in Eukaryota, Metazoa, Arthropoda, Insecta, Neuroptera, Chrysopidae. Gene Ontology annotation, cellular component: Cul3-RING ubiquitin ligase complex. Gene Ontology annotation, molecular function: ubiquitin protein ligase binding. Gene Ontology annotation, biological process: protein ubiquitination; ubiquitin-dependent protein catabolic process.
GAAGUGUUUAAGAGCAGUUAAUUUUUUUUAUAAGGUGAUGUGUUAUUAAAUUUGCUAUGCAGAAUUAUCUAAUAAUUUGACAAGUUUUUUAUUUGAUUAUUUAAAAUAAAGUCGCAUAUUGUUAUGGCGACAUAAAGACAUAUAAAAUAGUGGAAAUGAUAAUUCUAAUAUUUGAUUACUAGUGACAGAUUGAGUGUGUUUAGUUGAGAUAUUUGUGUUUUCAUAUUUCAUUUCGAGUCAGCUUGUUAUUAGUUAAUGAAUGUGAAAGUUAACGAAAGGAAACAGUAUUCUGCUGGCACGAUGAUGAAAAAUACUAGUUCAAUUAAUAAAAAGGAAGGCAAGAUGAGAAUCCGGGCUUUUCCGAUUACCAUGGAUGAAAAGUACGUCGAAAGUAUUUGGAACCUCUUGAAGAAUGCAAUUCAAGAGAUACAAAAAAAGAACAACAGUGGAUUAAGUUUUGAAGAAUUAUACAGAAAUGCAUAUACAAUGGUAUUGCAUAAACAUGGCGAAAGGUUAUAUUCAGGGUUAAAAGAAGUGGUUACUCAUCAUUUAGAAUCAAAAGUGCGAGAAGAUGUUCUACGCUCAUUACACAAUAAUUUUUUGUUAAUAUUAAAUCAAGCGUGGAACGAUCAUCAAACUAGUAUGGUUAUGAUUAGAGAUAUUCUCAUGUAUAUGGAUAGAGUUUAUGUUCAACAAAACGACGUUGAUAAUGUUUACAAUCUGGGAUUAAUCAUUUUUCGAGAUCAAGUUGUCCGUUAUGGCUGCAUUCGAGAUCAUCUUCGGGACACAUUAUUAGCAACAGUAAUGCGAGAACGUCGUGGUGAAGUUGUUGAUCGUAUUGCUAUUAAAAAUGCUUGUCAAAUGUUAAUGGUGUUGGGCAUAAAUUCACGUUCAGUAUAUGAAGAGGAUUUUGAAAGACCAUUUCUACAACAGUCCGCUGAAUUUUAUAAAAUGGAAAGUCAAAAAUUCUUAGCUGAAAAUAGUGCCUCCGUAUAUAUUAAAAAAGUAGAGGCACGUAUUAGUGAAGAGGCUGAAAGAGCCAAACAUUAUUUGGAUGACAGCACUGAACCACGUAUAGUAGAUGUUGUUGAACAAGAAUUAAUUAAAAAACACAUGAAAACAAUUGUAGAUAUGGAAAAUUCUGGAGUGGUUCAUAUGUUAAGAAACCAGAAGACUGAAGACCUUGCGUGCAUGUAUAAAUUAUUUGGACGCGUUGCUGAUGGUUUACGUACAAUAUCUGAUUGUGUCAGUAAUUAUUUACGUGAGCAAGGUAAAGCAUUAGUGCAAGAAGAAGAAAAUCAAUCAUCAACCAAUGCAAUCACUUUUGUGCAAUCAUUAUUGGAUUUAAAAGAUCGUUUUGAUCAUUUCUUACAUAAUUCAUUCAAUAAUGAUAAAAUAUUUAAACAAAUGAUAGCAUCCGAUUUCGAACACUUCUUGAAUUUGAAUCCGAAGAGUCCAGAAUAUUUAUCAUUAUUUAUUGAUGAUAAAUUAAAGAAAGGUGUCAAAGGAAUGACUGAAGCUGAGAUUGAAGUGGUGUUAGAUAAAACAAUGGUACUGUUUAGAUUCUUACAAGAAAAAGAUGUGUUCGAACGAUACUAUAAACAGCAUUUAGCUAAACGAUUAUUACUUAACAAAAGUGUUAGUGAUGAUUCUGAAAAGAACAUGAUAUCGAAGUUAAAAACGGAAUGUGGCUGCCAAUUUACGUCCAAACUAGAGGGAAUGUUUAAAGAUAUGACUGUAUCUAACACAAUUAUGGAAGAAUUUAAGGAGCAUAUAUUAACAUCUGGAACUCAUUUACAUGGCGUUGAUCUAAGUGUUCGUGUAUUAACAACUGGAUUUUGGCCAACGCAGAGUGCAACCCCAAAAUGUAGUAUUCCAACAGCACCUAGGAAUGCUUUUGAGGCGUUUAGACGAUUUUAUUUAGCUAAGCACAGUGGCCGACAGUUAACAUUACAACCACAAUUAGGGAGUGCCGAUUUAAAUGCAGUAUUCUUUGGACCGCGACGAGAAGAAAGUGAAGGUAAAGAUGGAGCUAGUUCUUCCACUAGCGUAAUAUCAUCAAGAUCUCAAGGACCCCGUAAACAUAUUAUUCAGGUUUCAACUUAUCAAAUGUGCGUUUUAAUGUUAUUCAAUAAUCGAGAGCGUCUCACAUAUGAAGAAAUACAAAAUGAAACCGACAUACCUGAACGAGAUUUAAUUCGAGCUUUACAAUCACUAGCAAUGGGUAAAGCAACACAACGUGUUCUCAUAAAACAGCCACGAACAAAAGAAAUUGAACCGUCUCAUCUUUUUAGCGUUAAUGAUUCAUUUACUUCUAAGUUGCAUAGGGUAAAAAUACAAACAGUGGCUGCCAAAGGCGAAUCCGAGCCAGAGCGACGUGAAACUAGGAACAAAGUUGAUGAGGAUCGUAAACAUGAAAUAGAAGCAGCUAUUGUAAGGAUUAUGAAAGCUCGUAAACGAAUGUCUCAUAACAUACUCGUAGCAGAAGUUACUGAAUUAUUAAAAAGUCGAUUCCUACCAUCACCUGUGAUUAUUAAAAAACGAAUAGAAGGGUUAAUUGAGCGCGAGUACCUGGCGCGCACUCCAGAAGAUCGUAAAGUGUACACAUACGUCGCCUGAAUGUCAAUCAUCAUCUUUUGGUUAAACGAUGGUGUUGUAUCUUUAAUUUAUUCAUUGGCUGUUCAAAAUAAUACCUAAAUACAAAUAAAACAUAUUUGACCAUUUAAUCAUAAAUAAAAUGCUGAAAAAAAUACUGGAA